Schizosaccharomyces japonicus yFS275 is the source of this 3984-nucleotide messenger RNA. RefSeq names its product ubiquitin carboxy terminal hydrolase Ubp2. The coding region runs from base 328 to 3729 and encodes 1133 amino acids. Gene Ontology annotation, molecular function: K63-linked deubiquitinase activity; cysteine-type deubiquitinase activity. The record is from RefSeq and is a predicted model, not a curated record. NCBI's taxonomy places the organism in Eukaryota, Fungi, Ascomycota, Schizosaccharomycetes, Schizosaccharomycetales, Schizosaccharomycetaceae. Gene Ontology annotation, biological process: proteasome-mediated ubiquitin-dependent protein catabolic process; protein deubiquitination; ubiquitin-dependent protein catabolic process. The transcript has 2 exons.
ACUGUGAAGUUCCUUAUAAGAUAUGAUAUACUUAUACGGCACAUCGCUGAGUGAGUUACCCGAUUUCCCUGGAGUUCAUCUGAAGAAAAAGGCCUUCCAGACGGAUUAACACUUAACAACUGCCAGUGUUGACGAUACAGAAAUAAAAGGCAACUUGCUAUAUACCAACUUACUUUCUAAACAUUACAUUUUCCGCCUAGAGUGAAUUUAUCUGUGUGUAUUCAUUCGCCAAGGAUUCAAGAAUUUAUGAAAUUGUAGUUUUCCGCUAUUUGUCUUUUUUUUAACCAGGUACAACGUUUCCGCUAAAAUAAACACCCUUUUCCACUGAUGACCUCUAAUGAACAACUAAAACUGCGUAUUGGAAAAUCCCCUGGUCGUUUAAUUCAAGACUUUGAUUCUUUCGACAAAGUCGAGGAUCCUUGGAACGACCCUUGGACUUUACUUAAUCAGAAGCACUUGUGGCUGCUACACCUUCCGGAUUCCGGACAAUCUGGCGAUGAAGAUGAGGAGUGUACUGACAUAUGGGCCAUCUGUAAGAAAACCAGAAAACAUUUGCAUGUUCGAACUUUUUACUCUGAUGAAGAGUUUUCUCAUUGCCGCGAUGUUGACAGGGGGUCUCAUGUGCUCUACCAGUCUUCAGAAAGCACAACAGAGUCUGGUUCGAAUCAAUCAUUCAUUGACUCGGCCGAGAGUUCUAUGUGUUGGAAAUGUUGCAACUGUAGUUUUACUGUGCGAGUCGAAUGGUUAUCUCCUGUCAUGCCUGGUGAUCUCGUUCAAGAACUUGUUGAUUCUAGGCGCCCUUCUUUUGCGUCUCUUUUAUCUCGUAGGAACCGAUCAAGCUCUUCAUCGGAAGAACAAAAGACUCCAUUCAAACAACCGUCUCUAUUCUCCAUGUUUUCAUCGCUUGAAGUGUUUCUUCGUAACAUCUUAUUGAAAGGUGAUCACCGCUCGAUUAGUGCUGCGAGCGAAGGCACGUUUGAAAAACAUGUAGGUAAAGGUGAUAUCGUUAAGCGUAUUAUGAAUCAGCUUCUAUUUACGUACGUUCCCGAGGAAGAGCACUAUAUCCCCUGCAACGCAGGAAAUGCGUUAACGUCUGACCAAAAGAGUUUGCUCUCUCUUGCACGGAAUGAGCUAGCACUUCUUGCCAUACAAUAUCGUGACAAAAAUACAGAGUAUGACAAGACCUCUUCAUGGAAACUUUCAUUCAACUACGCAAGAGGUGAAUUAAUCAAUGGCUUGGAUGUGAUUCCUUAUCCAAGUGUGGCAUUGGCAUACAGCAACAUUUUUCAACAAAACUCUUCUUCACUUCCUGAUGUCCCUUCGUUCUUGGCCUUGGGUGUAUUGAACGAUGUUCCAGAUACGCUUGUUCGGUACUUCUUUUUCCAACAAAAACAACAUGAUCCCGACAACGCUACUGUAUACAUGGAUGCUUUGUAUCAUAUUGCAAAGCUUCGUGAUAGUCCUCUUUUAGAGAAUCUCAUUCGAUCAGAGGAAAAGAAUGGGCUUAUUCCCACCGCAGUUUGGCAAGAAGCUUACAAUAUAUUUGGACUUGAUCAUGAAAAACUUGGAGAUGAAGAACACGACGAAGUUCUGCUGAAGAAAGCUCUUCGUAUGAUGGAGAAAGACCCUGACAACAUUCGCAAUUUACGAAAAUGUCUUGAAGCUUUGGCCUAUCAUCGCAAGAGUGAAUCGCUAUUGUCAUAUUUGCAAUCUACAGAACGAGCUUUUUACGAUGUUAAAGAAUGCUAUAACUGGCUCGGUGUAUCAAGUGAUAUUGAUGACUCCUUGCUUAUAUCCGUUUUCGUCGUCAAGUCCGAAGAUGAUGCUUUAAAAGCAAGAGAGGCCUUGCAGAUGAUCGGGGAACAGCGGAGGAGUAAAGCCAUACUGGAGUUUAUAGGAGUAGGUGGUUCUGAUAUGGCCGACUCCGUAGUUGAAGAGCCUCCUAUGGAUAUAAACAUGGCUUACGAAGUUUUGAAUGUUCAGGAUCGUAACCUUUCUGAUGAAUUAAUGAUAAAUGUUUACGAUUUUGCGGUGGAAGACAGACCACAGGAUGCAGAUCUUCUAAGACGAGCACUCGAAUGCAUUGGAGAAUCGCGAGACUCUACAUUAAUUCGGCAUUACCUAAAGGAAGGAAACUUAAACGUGCCACCUCCCCCUGUAACACUCGACGUUCCUGUUGGACUGGAAAAUAAUGGCAAUUUUUGCUACCUUAAUUCUUUACUGCAAUUUUACUUCAUCAUCAAGCCUCUGCGUGAUGCUGUUUUGAAUAUUGAUCAACACAAGGAAGAUGUUGAUGGUUAUACAGAAACUGAAAAGAUUGUUGGCGGACGUAAAAUCGCAAAAUGGGAAUUGCGUAGAGCACUUCGUUUUACGCAAGACUUGAGGGACUUGUUUCUUACCUUAAUCACUACUCGCAGCAAUUCCAUUUUACCUUCCCUCGAGUUGGCGUAUUUGGCUCUUAUUCCAGGAAACGAAAACGAGGAAAUUGUAAAAUCCAUCUCAACCACCGAGGACAAGGAAAAGCCAAGUAUGGCUGAAACGAAAAUUGGCACUGGAAAGGAAGAAGAACUUGUUUCUGUAAAGAGUGUAUCUUCUCUUCCAGACACAAACUCGUUGAUCGAUAUGGACUCCGUUGACGGAGAAGACCAAAAACAAAAUUCAGUAAGAGAAGUAAAAGAUGUCGUGCAAGAAAGUAUCAAGUCAUCAUUGGAUCUCGGCGGUCAACAAGAUGUGACGGAAUGCAUUGACCAUGUCUUAUUCCAACUAUCGGCUUCGAUGAAGCCUAUUUCCAUACAGGAGGGGGAUGAAAAACCCAUUUGUGUGGACCUUAUGAAAAAGCUAUUCUACGGAACACUUUGUCAAACAUUGGAAGAUCAAAGAGAAGGAAGACGUAGCAAAGAGGAACCAUUUUCACACCUUAUCAUUGACCUUGCCUCAGAUCGACAAACCCUAUAUGAAGCAUUGGAUCAUCUAUUUGAAUUAAGUGAUGUUGAAGUUGGAAACGCAAUUGCGAAGAAAUCCCUUUCCGUUAAGCAACUUCCUGAUAUACUGCAAAUUCAGAUUCAGCGUGUCCAGUUUAACCGUGUUACGGGUCAACCUUUCAAGUCAAAUGCAUAUGUCGAAUUUGGAAAGACUUUAUUCAUGGACAGAUACAUGUCAAAGGAUGAUCCGGAGCAUCAACGUCGUUACCAGCGCUAUUGGGAAUUGAACAUGGAGCUACAAAGCGUUUUGAAGGAUCGCCAGUUGCUUUUGGAGACAAAUUCAAAACUUGCAUCCUCGACAGAUACUUUGGCUGCUGUUGCACAAUGGGCUCAGCAACAAUCAGUGACUGAGCUUCCCUUGAACCCGGAGCUGCCUUCUCUCCUGCAAGCUGAAAUUGAUAAAAUCGAGGCCGAAAUUGGUGCUCUCGGACAAAAACAAGAAGCGAUAUGUAAACAACAAGAGGAGCUGUGCAAGGAAAUGAUGUCCGAGGAGUACCACCUCCUUGCUGUAUUCAUUCACCGAGGACAAGCUACAUUUGGACAUUACUGGACGUACAUCUAUGACUUUGAACGUGAUAUGUAUCGCAAGUAUAACGAUGAAUAUGUUACGACAAUUGAUGAAAGUGAAGUGUUUUCGGACACCACGGGAAACACCGCCAAUCCAUACAUGCUCGUUUAUGUGAAGAAGGAAUGUAUAGGAAUGAUUGAAUGUUUAAAGAGAGAUCCCGACUAUCUUCUUAAUGCCUGAACCUUCAAAAUCAAAACACAAUGAUUCCAACGAAAUGUUUUGGACCAAGAAGAAGAAAAGUUUUCAGCACCAAAACCGUUUUUGAUUCACAUAUUUCUACUCCCCUUUUUUUUCUCUUUCCUAUAAAAAAAGAAUACGACUUCGUUUUCAUUAACGCACUCACCUUUUUAUAAACAUUACUUUUUCAUAUAUAAUUUACACGAAUGCUAACUAUUUUAUAAUCGUUGGUCAAAACAUACUCACCUAAAAAGCCAA